This is a messenger RNA of Trichobilharzia regenti, 768 nucleotides long. NCBI's taxonomy places the organism in Eukaryota, Metazoa, Platyhelminthes, Trematoda, Strigeidida, Schistosomatidae. The record is from the annotation of a GenBank genome assembly.
AUGAUUGUUACUUAUUCUCAAGUCUGUACUACUACUACUACUACUACUACUACUACUACUACUACUACUACUACUACUACUACUACUACUACUACUACUACUACUACUACUACUACUACUACUACUACUACUACUACUACUACUACUACUACUACUACUACUACUACUACUACUACUACUACUACUACUACUACUACUACUACUACUACUACUACUACUACUACUACUACUACUACUACUACUACUACUACUACUACUACUACUACUACUACUACUACUACUACUACUACUACUACUACUACUACUACUACUACUACUACUACUACUACUACUACUACUACUACUACUACUACUACUACUACUACUACUACUACUACUACUACUACUACUACUACUACUACUACUACUACUACUACUACUACUACUACUACUACUACUACUACUACUACUACUACUACUACUACUACUACUACUACUACUACUACUACUACUACUACUACUACUACUACUACUACUACUACUACUACUACUACUACUACUACUACUACUACUACUACUACUACUACUACUACUACUACUACUACUACUACUACUACUACUACUACUACUACUACUACUACUACUACUACUACUACUACUACUACUACUACUACUACUACUACUACUACUACUACUACUACUACUACUACUACUACUACUACUACUACUACUACUACUACUACUACUACUACUACUACUACUACUACUGUGGUGAGAGCAGGCUGCUAG